This is a messenger RNA of Heteronotia binoei (common prickly gecko), 657 nucleotides long. RefSeq names its product resistin (gene RETN). NCBI's taxonomy places the organism in Eukaryota, Metazoa, Chordata, Lepidosauria, Squamata, Gekkonidae. Gene Ontology annotation, molecular function: hormone activity. Gene Ontology annotation, cellular component: extracellular region. The record is from RefSeq and is a predicted model, not a curated record. The transcript is spliced from 4 exons. The coding region runs from base 95 to 565 and encodes 156 amino acids.
UUUCUUCCUUGUUUUGCAUAAAAACUAUUGAGCAAACCAAGAAAUCCCAUGAGAACAUUUUGUAAAGAAUUGCUUUAUAUAUGUCAAGCUGUGAAUGGAAGAUUGUUUCCUGAAAAGGGAAACCAGUCUGCUGAGAAAUGUCGCAACUCAACCAUAUUUAAAGGGAAUAACAUGCUCAGUUAGUAAAAUCCUGCAAGAAGCUCCUGGUUCUAGAAGGAAGUUCUGCACCAAGAUGAUGAAGAUAUUCCUGCUGUUUGCAGUAUUGAUCCCUUCUCAGUGCACAAGUGCUCAGUCAUGUACAGUUGAUAAUGUGAUUAACUUGAUGAUCAAGUCAUCCACUGACUCACUAGUGUCUUCAAUCCUGUCAAAAGUCGAUCUUACUUGCACCAAUGUAGUGUCACGUGGGGCUGAUGUUUCCUGUCCUUCAGGUUACAAGGCCACUGCUUGUGCCUGUGGAAUGGCUUGUGGAUCCUGGGAUAUCCGUGGUAAUUCUGAUUGUCACUGCCAGUGUCAGAACAUUGACUGGACUUCAGCCCGGUGUUGCAGAUUUGCUCUUGUUGGCUGAUAGUGCCUCAGAAGCAUACUGGCUAUUUGACUGUAGCAGCUAUGGUCAAUAAAAGCAUUUAUCAUUUGUUAAAAUAAAAGCAUCUAUCAUUU